Messenger RNA from Emys orbicularis (European pond turtle), 1433 nucleotides. It is a transcript of the gene TMEM135, whose product is annotated as transmembrane protein 135. The record is from RefSeq and is a predicted model, not a curated record. The transcript is spliced from 15 exons. NCBI's taxonomy places the organism in Eukaryota, Metazoa, Chordata, Testudines, Emydidae. The coding region runs from base 57 to 1433 and encodes 458 amino acids.
CCUGCGUUAGUGGUGCCGCGGCGCCCCCUCCCCGGCGGUCGCAGGAGAGCGGCAAGAUGGCGGCGCUGAGCAAGUCCAUCCCCCACAACUGCUAUGAGAUCGGGCACACCUGGCACCCGCACUGCGGCCAGGCCUUCGUGCACAUCACCCGCGGGGCGCUGGCCGAGUCCCUGCGCAUCUACGGCACCCUCUACCUGAUUGCAGCAGUUCUCAGGAAACGAAAGCUUGACUAUUAUCUGCACAAACUGCUACCUGAGAUUUUGCAGUCAACUUCCUUUCUGACUGCGAAUGGGAGCUUGUAUAUUGCUUUUUUUUGCAUUUUAAGGAGGAUACUUGGAAAAUUCUACUUUUGGACUCCGGGCUUCGGAGCUGCUUUACCAGCUUCCUACGUGGCCAUUCUCAUUGAAAGGAAAAGCAGGAGAGGUCUGCUUACAAUCUACAUGGCUAAUUUGGCCACGGAAACCCUUUUUCGAAUGGGGGUAGCAAGAGGAGCCAUUACACCUUUAAGGCAUGGAGAAGUCCUUUUGUUCUGCAUCACAGCUGCUCUGUUCAUGUUCUUUUUCAGGUGCAAAGAUGGGUUGAAAGGAUUUACAUUCUCUGCACUUAAGUUUAUUGUAGGUAAAGAAGAAAUUCCCACACAUUCAUUUUCACCAGAAGUAGCAUUUUCAAAAAUAGACAGAAAGAUAAAGCACCGGGAAGAAGUAUCGCGGCGAAUGAACAUAAUUGCUCUAACAAAGAAACUUGUGGACAAAGUAUGCAAACAUGGUCCAAGACAUAGAUGCUGUAAACAUUAUGAAGAUAAUUGCAUCUCAUAUUGCAUUAAAGGCUUCAUUAGAAUGUUUAGUGUUGGUUACCUGAUCCAGUGUUGCCUUCGAAUCCCAUCAGCGUUCAGGCAUCUGUUUACAAAACCUUCCCGGCUGCUUUCUCUAUUCUAUAACAAGGAAAACUUCCAGCUUGGAGCUUUUCUGGGAUCUUUUGUCAGUAUAUACAAAGGUACUAGUUGCUUCCUGCGCUGGGUACGAAACCUGGAUGAUGAACUUCAUGCUCUUAUAGCGGGAUCCCUGGCAGGAGUUUCUAUGAUGUUUUACAAAAGCACUACUAUCUCCAUGUACCUGGCUUCCAAACUAGUGGAGACCAUGUACUUCAAAGGCAUUGAAGCAGGAAAGGUUCCCUAUUUUCCUCAUGCAGACAGCAUCAUCUAUGCCAUUUCCACAGCAAUCUGCUUUCAGGCGGCUGUGAUGGAAGUUCAGACCCUGAGACCUUCUUACUGGAAAUUCCUAUUACGACUGACAAAAGGCAGGUUUGCUGUCAUGAAUAGACGAGUAUUAGAUGUAUUUGGUACUGAAGCAUCUAAGAACUUCAAGAAUUUCAUACCUAAGCUUGACCCAAGAUAUACUUCUGUACCACCGGAGCUACCAAUUGAGCUGUCUUGA